Monoraphidium neglectum is the source of this 2634-nucleotide messenger RNA. RefSeq lists its product as hypothetical. NCBI's taxonomy places the organism in Eukaryota, Viridiplantae, Chlorophyta, Chlorophyceae, Sphaeropleales, Selenastraceae. Gene Ontology annotation, molecular function: serine-type endopeptidase activity. The transcript is spliced from 7 exons. The record is from RefSeq and is a predicted model, not a curated record. Gene Ontology annotation, biological process: proteolysis. Bases 1 to 2634 code for a protein of 877 amino acids.
AUGACUAGAAGGCUUCUAGGCUGUGUGUUUGGCCUCAUCUUGCUGGCUCACCCGCUGCUGGCGGACGACGCCAGUGACCAGGACCUGCCGCGGCCCGAGUUCACUAGUGCUGAGCGGGCCAGAAAGCUGUCGGCAAACGUAGAUUCGGGGUACAUAGUACUUCUCAACAGCAAAACUGUGGUUGCGUCGGCCUACGCGGCGUUCACAGCCGCCCACCCACGCAGCAGCUCGCUCGCCGCAGCCACCGCGUCUGAAGCAGUCACCUCUCUGGAGGCGGGCGCGGCAUCAACGCCGACUUCGGCCGCAGCCCAGGUGUCUGAUGAGGCGCAGAAACGGUUCAGCGAGCAUGCUGCCAUACUGCAGGAGGUCGUCGGCGGCGGCGCCACUUCCACCGCGCCGUUCUUCCCGCUCUCAGCGUCCGCGGCGCCCAGCAGCAGCGCGCGCCCUGCGGGGCCCCGGAUGCUGCAGCAGUUUGCGUACGUAGCAAACGGCUUCUCGGUGGCGGGCCUGAGCGAGGAGCAGGUGGCGCGGCUCAGGGCGCGCCCGGACGUCAAGUCGGUCACCCGCAACGCCUUUGCUGUCCCGUUGACCGUCACCACCCCAAACUUCCUCGGCCUCGCCGGCCCAGGAAAUGUGUGGGAGAAGGAGUUUGGGGGUCCCAGAGCAGCUGGCGCCGGCGUCCUGAUUGGCGUCAUCGACACAGGCACCACUCCAUCGUCGGUCUCCUUUGCGAGCGCCGCCGCGGGCGGCUCGCCCGCCGGCAGCGCAGUGAGCUACGACCUUGACAGCAGCGCGUGCUCCGAGCCGGGCACAUGCACCGCUGGCAAGCUGGUCGCGUGCCGGGCCUUCCAGCAGGAUUUUGUCGCCAGCUUUGCGGGCGACCCCGCUUACGCCGUGGACCCAAAAGAUCUCAGCAGCUGCACUGACUACAGCGGUCACGGCACCCACACGACGUCAACCGCGGGCGGCGACUUUGGCGUGUUGGCGGUGUCCAACCAGGCCAAGCUGUCGGAGGGCGGCAUGAGCGGCAUGGCGCCAGGCGCGGGCGUGGCGUCAUACAAGGCGCUCUGCAGCAGGUUCAUCACCGACAAGUCGAACAACGACACUUUCCCCACAGGCACUUCCGGCGACAUCGUGGCGGCCAUCGAGAAGGCGGUCCUCGACGGCGUCGACGUGCUAUCCCUCUCCCUCGGGUUUGGUGACACCCCAGCUUUCCACGGAAACGAGCCGCUGUACGAGGCGUUCAGGGGCGCCGCAGUCGCGGGCGUCUUCAUCGCUGCCGCGGCGGGCAACAGCGGCAACUCGGCGGGCACCGUGGAGAACAACCUGCCGUUCAUCACGACAGUGGCGGCCGGCUCCCACGACCGCGACAUUGUUGCCACGGCGACCGUCAACGGCGCAGAGUAUGUCGGCGCUUCAUCGACUUUGCUGCCGGCUGGGCCCGCGGGCGUCUACUAUGCGGGCGACGCCGACGCGACGGGCAGCCUCUGCAUCGGCGGGACGCUGACCUCCGCCGCGGCCGGGAAGAUCGUGCUGUGCAAGCGAGGCCAGAAUGACAGGGUGGCGAAGAGCAGGGAGGUGCUGCGCGCGGGUGGUGUCGGCAUGGUCCUUUUCAACGUGGCGGGCGGCCUCACCAACCUCGAGCCAGAUGUGAGCGCGCCGGGGGACCACUCCGUGCCGACCGUCCACCUCAGCGCAGAGGACGGCGCGGCCGUCCUCGCGUCCUACCUCGCCGCCCCCGCGACCUCCGUCGGCGCCGUCUCUGCGCGCCGCAUCGUGUCCACCAAGGAGGCCCCGCUGGUGGCCGCCUUCUCGUCGCGAGGGCCAGCCGCCGCCGAGAAGGGCGCGCUGCUCAAGCCAGACAUCAUGGCGCCCGGCGUGGCGGUGUUUGCGGCGGCGCCGAGGGAUUCGCAAAGCAACAAUACGGGGCAGACGCUGAGCGGGACGUCCAUGGCGACGCCGCACAUCGCGGGCAUCGCCGCCCUUAUCCGUGCCAAGCACCCAACAUGGGGCCCCAUGGCCGUAAAGAGUGCUAUGAUGACAUCAGCCAGCCAGGUCACAAACAAGGGCAACCCCAUCGAUGGCACACCCUUUGCUUACGGCGCGGGGCACAUUGACCCGGCGCGCGCCCUGAACCCCGGCCUGGUCUACGACUCCCAACCGAGGAAUUGGGACAUCUACACGUGUGCCGCCUCCCCCUUCGCGCGCUCUGCCGCCUGCAAGGCCCUAUGCAAGCCCGCCAAGCUGUGCUCCCGCCCCCAGGCCCUGCGAGACUUCAACACCCCAUCCUUCUCCUUCCCAAACCUCACGUGCACACAGCGCCGCGUCAAGGUCACUGCCAAGCGCACCGUCGCCUUUGCCGGCACCGGCGCGGCCACAUUCAGCGCAAAGUUCUCGCUGCCACCCCUGUUCACGGCGUCGGUCAAGGUGGCCAAGGUGGGCAGGGGCAAGGCGGCCGCUCAGACCAGCAAGACGCAGCUGCAGGUCAAGGCCGCGGGCGACAAGAGGGACUUCACGGUCACACUCGUGGCCGGGCCGAAGGCGCCCCUGGGCUGGAGCUUCGGCAGCCUGGUCUGGACGGACAGCGGCGGUGUGUACACCGUGCGCACCCCCAUUGCGAUUCAGUGCGUGUGA